GUGCCAGAGCACAAGGCAUUUUAGCUCCGGGGAUUUUCUUGAAAGGAAAUUGUGUUUGGGGGGAGUUGUGCCUCACACAACUCCCUGGGUACCAGUCCUCGGGCGGCCAGGGGGUUCACAACUCCCCACCCCAAGGCUAAGGGGUCACCUGGUCUCUGCAGGCGGACAGAAGGGCCUCUGCCCUCGCGGAUGCGCGCCCUGGCCUGGCCACACCUUCCGGCCUCCCUCCCCCGGGUCCGGGCGGGGAAGAGCCGCCUCAAUGGCAGGGCCCAUCCGCGAGAGGCCAGCGCCCCCGGCCGGUCCAGCCCAGGCCCGCCGCCUCCGCCCUGGGCUGAUCCCUCCGGGCCCUGCACCGCUCUCCUGCUACUUGGACUGCUUCCUCACGCCCUCCUCCCCCCCGCGCGCAGCGUGGGGAUCUCGGCCAAUAAAGGAGAAAGGGCACGACCUGUACGCGCGCCAGGUGCGUGGGCGAGACCAGCUCACGCCCCUCCUCCAGCCGCGAAGGCCCCGGCCCACAGCUGCCUGGCUGCAGUCAGAGGCGCAGCCCGAGGCAAGGAAGGGCGCCUUGGCUCGCACCUUUGUCUGGUUCGAACGUUCUGCUCAGUGGUGCGUGGAAUGCGAGCGCGUCUUAAAAUCGAUGGCGCCUAGGAGUCCAUGAAAUACGGUACAUGCUUCCGGCGAGGGGCGCCCCUUCCCGCGGAAGCCCCGCCCCUCACCCACGCUCCGCCCUCCGGGGAAUGCCCCGCCCCUCGUGGCAGGCCCGCCAGUCCCCGCGCAGGCGCGCUCGGGCUGCCACUAGCUCCUCGCACGCGGCCAUGGCGGACUCCGAGCUGCAGCUGGUUGAGCAGCGGAUCCGCAGCUUCCCCGACUUCCCCACCCCAGGCGUGGUAUUCAGGGACAUCUCGCCCGUCCUGAAGGACCCCGCCUCCUUCCGCGCCGCCAUCGGCCUCCUGGCGCGACACCUGAAGGCGACCCACGGGGGCCGCAUCGACUACAUCGCAGGCAUAGACUCCCGAGGCUUCCUCUUUGGCCCCUCCCUGGCCCAGGAGCUUGGACUGGGCUGUGUGCUCAUCCGAAAGCGGGGGAAGCUGCCAGGCCCCACUGUGUGGGCCUCCUAUUCCCUGGAGUACGGGAAGGCUGAGCUGGAGAUCCAGAAAGACGCCCUGGAGCCAGGACAGAGGGUGGUCGUGGUGGAUGAUCUGCUGGCCACUGGUGGAACCAUGAACGCCGCCUGUGAGCUGCUGGGGCACCUGCAGGCUGAGGUCCUGGAGUGCAUGAGCCUGGUGGAGCUGACCUCGCUUAAGGGCAGGGAGAAGCUGGCACCUGUACCCUUCUUCUCUCUCCUGCAGUAUGAGUGACUGCAGGGCCUCCCAGCCAACAUCUCCAGCUGGAUCCCAGGGAAAUAUCAGCCUUGGGCAACUGCAGUGAUGUCUGCAGUCACCAGGGGUACCGGCUGCCCACAGGGAACACAUUCCUUUGCUGGGGUUCGGCGCCUCUCCUGGGGCUAGAAGUGCCAAAGCCUGGGGCAAAGCUGUGUUUCAGCCGCCCUGGACCCAAUUACACACAGAGGGAGAACGCAGUAAACAGCUUUGCCACAA
Molecule: messenger RNA, 1598 nt
Organism: Pongo pygmaeus (Bornean orangutan)
Lineage: Eukaryota; Metazoa; Chordata; Mammalia; Primates; Hominidae
Gene: APRT
Product: adenine phosphoribosyltransferase
Exons: 5
Coding region: 669-1358 (229 amino acids)
Biological process (GO): adenine salvage; AMP salvage
Cellular component (GO): cytoplasm
Molecular function (GO): AMP binding; adenine phosphoribosyltransferase activity; adenine binding
Source: RefSeq, a predicted model, not a curated record